CUGUAUUGAAAACCAUUAAAAUCGCCUUUUUUGCCAACAUGGCGUCAAGAACUGAAUUGAGUUUUAAAAAAAUGUUAAGUAGGUGUGAAACCAUGGCCAAAGACAGGAAUUCUGGAGAAUGGAGGUUUGAAAAGUAUGUUGACACACUGCAAGAAUUACUCAGUGAAAUGAGGAGGUCUCGAGUCAGCCGCCCUCCUCAGGAAAGUUUGGAUGAGUACAGUGAAAAAGUCCAAUACCUGAAGGAGUUAGUGGAUUCUGAGAGAGAGUCUUCAUCCUUGAACCGAAAACCAUUAGAAGACAGAUUGAGUAACUCCAAAUUUUCCCAAGUGCAAGAGCAGGCUCGCAGUUAUCAAAAUGAACGCUAUGAACUCUUAGGACCAAAAAAUUCAGAUUCUGAGUUAAGACACCGAAAACAAGCAGAUGGUGAAGAUGCAGAGACAAUCAUAAGACAUCAAAGGGGGAUGCAUGAAAAACUGACAGAGGAAAUGUUGAAUUUGACUCGUAGUCUUAAACAGAGUGUGAGGGAUUCUGGGAGAAUAGUUCAGGAAGACAAUAAGACUUUAGACACAAGCAUGAAAUUGGCAGAUUCAAAUACAAAGAAACUCAAAGUGGAAAGCGAUCGCCUUGAGCAGCAUACCAAGACUUGCUCAUGGUGGAUCUGGAUCAUGCUGGUGCUCGUCACUCUCACAUUCCUCUUCAUGAUUGUAUUCAUGCGCUUAUUUGGCAAGAAAGCAUCUUGAUGAUCCCGACCUUUAAUCGUGGACUAUGUGCAAUUGUGAUACAUUUUAUGUUUGAGCUGGUGCUUGAUGGUAGUUUUUAAACAUUACAUUGAAUUAACUGUCAUGAUUUUUGUUCAGUUGACAUCUGUGAUAAACCUGUGAACAUUCUGUGAAAAGAUGUUAUAUUUUAUUUAGGGAAAUUGUUUGUAUUUAUUGACCAAGCUUAAAGCUUUGCAUGUACCAAUAACCCAUCUGAGUUUUAUGUUAUUUUUAAAUCAUAAAUCAUGCGCAGAGUUUAAAAUGAUAAAUAUGCCAGACCUGUACUUAGUACAAUAAUUGUUAUUAAUUAUUUCUAUUUUCCAACCCAAUGUUUAUCUAAUGAUUGUCAGUGUUUUCUACUGGUGUGUUAUUUUUAGGCUGAGAUAAUUACAAUUAUUGUACAUGACCUUUGUGUUAAACAUAAUACAAUACUGAUAUGAUUUACAAUUUAUUGUUA
This is a messenger RNA of Magallana angulata, 1215 nucleotides long. Its product is annotated as vesicle transport protein USE1-like. The record is from RefSeq and is a predicted model, not a curated record. The coding region runs from base 39 to 740 and encodes 233 amino acids. Gene Ontology annotation, molecular function: SNAP receptor activity. The transcript is spliced from 6 exons. Gene Ontology annotation, cellular component: endoplasmic reticulum; SNARE complex. Lineage: Eukaryota; Metazoa; Mollusca; Bivalvia; Ostreida; Ostreidae. Gene Ontology annotation, biological process: retrograde vesicle-mediated transport, Golgi to endoplasmic reticulum.